UGUGAAACCUGUAGCCGCAGAAGCUGAAGUGAGCCACGUCUCGUUAGUAGCCACGUUCAUCUGGGGAAGAAGGGGAGCCAUGCUAGACCCCUUUAAGUCAUAGAUACCGACUCUGUAGCCACCAGGAAUGGAUGACUGAGGUUAUAUUCGACGAUACGGCUGCUAAUAAGAUCGACAAUGACUCGUAAAUGUGUCUUGAGGUGCGUUUUGUUGGUUGUCGGGUUUUUCCUGAUCCAGCCGGGGCCGGUAACUGCGUGGGAUGCAGAUUUGGAGCUGUUUGAUUUGGUGGAAGAAAUUCCACAAACCUUUUACGAGUUUAUGUCUGUUAGUCGGGAUGCUUCUUCAGCAGAGAUCAGGAAAGCCUACAGGAAACUUUCUCUCGUUCUUCACCCAGAUAAAAACAAAGAUGAAAAUGCUGAAACUCAGUUUCGUCAGCUGGUUGCCAUCUAUGAGGUUCUUAAGGAUGAGGAGAGAAGGCAAAGGUAUGAUGACAUCCUGGUCAACGGGCUGCCUGACUGGAGACAGCCUGUGUUCUACUACCGGCGUGUUAGAAAGAUGAGCAACGGCGAACUGGGCUUCCUGCUCUUCUUCAUUCUCACUGUGUGCCACUAUGCAGUCAUCUGGUCCAUCUAUCUAGAGAAGCAAUUGGACGAACUCCUCAGCAAAAAGAAAAAAGAGAAAAAGAAAAAACAGAGCAGCAAGUUAGCCGAGGAACUGAAAAAUACAGGAGAGGAGAAACAAGAGAGAUCAGAUAAACCACACUGGCAUGAUAUUCUACCCCUCAAAUUGAGUAUCUGGCUGUACUAUUCUAUAAAGUCUCUUCCUCAUGCUAUACAGGAUGUAAAGCAGUACUACAAAGAUUACAAAGAAAUGAAACAACAGGAGAAAGAGCAAGCGGAAGCCCUGAUGGAGCAAGAAACCCAGCAAAGAGAGAAACGACCCAAGGUGAAGAAACCCAAAGUUGAGUUUCCGGUUUACGAGCCUACUGAGUCGGCCUGUGUGCCCGCGUAUGAUCAAGGGACGUCUAUCGAGGACAUCGAAGAUCAAAUGGACUAUUGGCUGGAGGAUCGGAAACAGCAAAAAAAGAAAAGCCCAGAUUGGUCAGAAGAGGACCACAGCCUGCUGACCCGCUGCAUGGCGAAGUUUCCUGGAGGAACACCAGGCCGGUGGGAGAAGAUUGCACACGAGCUGUGCAGAUCUGUUGCUGAUGUUACAACUAAAGUAAAGCAAAUCAAAGACAACGUAUCAAACACAUCAGGGAUGGUAAAGCUUUCAGAGCUGAAGAGUUGCGCAGUGGUUGGGAAGAGUGCGGUCCCGGACAGUCUCAUGACCCAGCGUGAGGAGCUUGGGCAGCCAGAAGAACCCACCGAGCCUGAUGUGCCCGAGGAGGCCGAGAGCAAAAACGUCAGAAGGCGAGCCAAAAAAUCCACCGUUGGUACCGAAACUGGAGAUGAGAAAGUAAAGGGGCGCAGGCAGAAAGACUUUGAUCCUAAUGCCGUGGAUGAGGACAGUGAGGAGGAGAAGAAAGUACCCAAAGAAAAGUCCAGAUCAGCUGAUGAUGUGUGGACCCAGAACCAGCAGAGGCUCCUGGAGCUGGCACUGCAGCAGUACCCACGAGGCACUGCAGAACGCUGGGACAAGAUCUCCAAAGUGGUGCCUGGGAAAAGCAAGGAGGAGUGUAUGAUCCGUUACAAGCUGCUCGCUGAACUGGUGCAGAAAAGGAAGCAAGCAAAGAGUUGACAGUUCCGUCAUCAUUUCUCUCUUACUGUGCCUUAUCCUCACCCACCCAUGCCAUCCAGCUGCCUAACGUUCUGCUAAACCAGGAAACGUCAGUGUUGCAGAAAUGCAUUACUCUGUAUUAUCUACAACUGCACAUGUGCAGAAUGACUGGUUUUAUUAUUUAUUUCAUUAUUUUCUGCAGUGUUCAUGAACUGUUUCUUUAAAUAAUUUGAAGCAACAGGACGUCUAAAAGUCUUAAGAUGUUUGCCCGUGUUUUCUGAACAUCUUGUAUCUUCUCUGUUUUCAGAGACCCACAGUGGUGUUUUUAAUCUCUUAAUAAAUCAUACAGCAUUUUAUACAUCUCACGGUGCGAUAAAGCAGUGCACUGACUAGAAAAAUGAUCACAGUAGCAUUUUCACCAGCUUAUAAUGUGUUUUAGCUUGAAUUUCCUUUCAGCAGGUGUGUUGGCAACUUUACUUUGCCUUAAGGUGUGGGUAAAUGAAAAACUGUGAUUAUUAGAAAUGCAUGUUUUCGUUAGCCGAUGAACCUCGGUGCGAUGGUUUACAUGAGUUGCAGGUGUAAAUUUAUGUGGUGUCCAGUAAUGACAUGACAAGGUUCCACUACACCACUGAACAAACCUCAAUAAAGUAAUCGAGUCUAA
Molecule: messenger RNA, 2380 nt
Organism: Trichomycterus rosablanca
Lineage: Eukaryota; Metazoa; Chordata; Actinopteri; Siluriformes; Trichomycteridae
Gene: dnajc1
Product: DnaJ (Hsp40) homolog, subfamily C, member 1
Exons: 12
Coding region: 178-1740 (520 amino acids)
Cellular component (GO): endomembrane system
Source: RefSeq, a predicted model, not a curated record